CACGUUUCCUUUGUCAAAAUUUGUAUCAUGUCAUGUCACCACCACCGAUCACCGACUGUCACCCUAAGCCCGUACAAAUCUAAAAUAGGCGGUUUUAACUGCCAUGCACAAAUUCCAAGACCAAAAGAUCUUGUUAUCCGGUGAUAGUCAUCAGACCCCACAGCUCUAAAUCCGACAGUGUCCAUCAAAAUCUACAAACUUCCACACACAAGGCACCCCCCCUUUCGGCCAUCACUUGUACGGGCAUCACCAAAUUGUUCCAAGCUUGCAACCGCAAGCUAACACGCUACAUAAGCUCUUUUGAGCUAACAAGCACCAGACGAGGCAAACUCAUAAUCUUGACAAAACAAGAAAAACAGUUGCGCCUCAGUAGUUUCUAAGAACAAUCAUUUGUACAGACUGUUUUAUUUUUUGUACAGAACGUUUUACUGAGCCGCAAUGGCUGAGAGUAGCUCAGUGGACGAGUCCGUAGCGGACGUCGUCAAGAGGGCGUCCGAACUGACGGUGUUGUCAUUCCGCAAGCUGGAUGACGUGAAGAGACUCGCGAGGCAUUUCCGGGGUCUUCUGGACCACCCUGACACGCAGAAGAACGCCACCGUGCUCAGGUACCUGAACAACCUAGAUCAAACGCAUAAAGCUAUUUACACGCAGAAACGCGAAGGCGUUGAGGUUGAGUACAUUUUUACCACGGAGAAGAAGAGCAGUCUCCAGAGGCAGAGGUUCAACAGCUUGCCGGUGAGUGAGGUGCCGGAUCUGCUGAAAAACGAGCUGCAAGUGAGCGACAACGCGAAACAAGUGCACAUCUGCACCGACUGCAACGUGGAGAUCGAGUUGAACGACGAGGAACCACUGAUGGAGUCGCUGCAGAAGCAUUUCAACUUAGAAGUGCACUUGCCGAAGCUAAAGCGCGAUAGUAUCGACGUGUCGGAACCUUUUGAGCUCCCGAAGAUGUCGCGUCGCCUGUCGUCCAUGGGCUGCGGCGAGAUCAGCCCGGCUCACAUGGAGAGGAUCGUGGCGAUGGUCAAACCGACAGAGAAGGUCGAGCGCACUCUGCUGGCCAAACUAGAGGCGGCGUUGGUCAGACAUCUGCCUGACAACUCCGAGGCAAGCAUCAACGCUGCCGUCAAGUUCUACCAGGGCGCUUACGAGAAACUCUGCCAGGAAGUGACGUCUAUCGACUUCGCGCCGCUCACCAGCUCUGUGGCCCCGAUCAUAAUGAGUAUCAAGGACAACGUGAACCAGAACUUUGCUUCAGACGCGAACAAAAACUAUGACAACGAGGAGACUGAGCCGUCCGAGAAACCGGCCAAGAACCAGGUGAAGAAGUACCGCUACUACGGCCCUAUAGAGAAUUUUAUAGUUAAAUUGUUGAUGAAUCACAAGCUUCUAGCGUUGGUUGACGACCGUACCGGCAAACCGGCUUUCUUCUGCAUGGCGUGUGAGUACUACACGCUGAGGUUCCGCUACGAUAGCGUCCUCGCUCAUAUCUUCAGCGAGACGCACAUUCACAACCUCGCCUGCAUCGUGCAAGCGGACAAACACAUUCCCUUCUGCACCGACGACCGCUCCAUCGAGAAGAUCAAAGAGAUGAACAAAAAGUUCCUGUUGAACCACAGUAUUACUGAGGACGACAAAGGGUUCAACUGCGGCCUCUGCAAGCUCACUCUGGACGCGCCCGAAGCGGCAAUUUUCCACAUCUUAGACGAGAACCAUCUCGGCAAGAUGUCCGACCGGCUGUACAGGAAAGCCAAGGCUAACAACCCUGACGGGCCGAUGCCGGAAGAAUGGGGCCCCAAAAGCCCUGAUUGGGCUAAAUUCCUCGCGGGAACCGGAAAGCCGUUGACGCAUCGCGACCACGUGGUCGUAGAGAACUUCAUCAAGCCGUCGGGAAAGAUUUCCAACUACUGCUCAUGUUGCGAUAUGACGCUGAAAGGUCCUAGACAGGUGCUCUUCAACCACAUUCGCCAGAAGAAGCAUUUGCGCAACGCCGCCCCGCACAAACUAGCCAUGUUGUACCGCAACCACUGCCGCCCUUCCGAAUUCUACGCCAGUUUCGGAAACUACUACCUUUGCGCUUUAUGCCCUAACCACGUCGCGUUGCCUUCCUUCGCCGCUAUCGUCGAGCAUUUCGAGAGCACCAUGCAUAUCGAAACCAUGGCUAAGCUCAUCCGCGCAGCUUUGUACAGCGAAGACAAGAAUAUUGACCAGAAUCUGUUGUCAGCGCAUUUGGAGACCACUCCCGAAUUGAAGUGCAAGUUCUGCGACGAAGGAUUCGAGGACAUGACUGAGGCGGUCCAGCAUAUCCUGUCCAGUGUUCAGCAUCAGAACGCGGUUGCCGUGGCUAAAUACAGUGCGAACAAGGGCGAUAUCAUCAGCGUUUACAUGAGCGGUCAUUACAUUCUGCACAACGAGGGUGCUACUUUCACCUGUGCGUCUUGCAAGGGCAUGUUCACAUCGAUCCGUCCGUUGCUUAACCACUUGGUCUACGCUGACCAUUUCGCAAAUAAACCCACUUCUGAAAACGUCUUCCGUUUCUACUUGGAGCUGAAGCAUAACAUCAAUAUGUGGGGCCGGAACAAGUAUGUUUACUACGACUUUGGCAAGCUGAAGUGCGGGGUUUGCGACGGGGAUAUAGACCAGGAGGAGAAUGCUAAAAAUCACAUUGUGUCUUCACGCCACCGCGAAAAUAUGGGGGCCAGUUAUAGUGUUAAUUUAGAUGUGCCUGGGAUGGAGUGAGAUGACGAUUGAUAAUGCUGCAUGUUGACUGUGAAAUGAAUUUAUGUGACGACGUUGUCGGCAAGUUGUUAAAUCUAAUCAUGUUUCAACAAUGAUAUACUUAAAAAGAUUUACAUGGCAUUGGUGAAAUCGUUUUACUAUGAAAUUUGAAUAAAUGAAAUAAUAUUUUUA
Molecule: messenger RNA, 2907 nt
Organism: Plutella xylostella (diamondback moth)
Lineage: Eukaryota; Metazoa; Arthropoda; Insecta; Lepidoptera; Plutellidae
Source: RefSeq, a predicted model, not a curated record